GAGGAGCUGGAACCAUGGCAGAAAAUCAGUGAUGUGAUUGAAGAUUCUGUUGUUGAGGAUUAUAAUUCAGUUGAUAAAACUGCUACGGAUGAAGUAGUGAAUCUAUGCACAUCUGUCUUGGCCGGUGAGUUUAAAGUGCUCCAGGACCUGUGGAAGCCUUACAAACCUCCUUGGAAGCAAUCUAAACGAAGUACUACACGCUCUUGGACAUGCUACUGCAGAAGGCUUGUCGUUCUCACUUAUGAAAGUCUACCAAAGCCUGAAAAAUAAAAUUGGGCAUACAACUGUGUCCCUCCUGGCCACAUUGAAAAGAACCUGCAGUUUCUGAGACCUUGUUUUAGAAACAGCAAAGGCUGGAAUCCUUCCGAUUGGAGACAGCACGCGCAGAGUUCAGAGAGCAGUGGGUUCGUGCUCAUUGGUUUUGAUCCUAAAGAAGAAAAUGGUCAAAGAUGGGCUGCUAGCCUUCAUGACAUCUCAGCAUCUCCAUCCUCUGCCUCGGUUUGAGGUUCUGUUCGCUGAUUGAAGCUCCCUCCCCCCAUGCUCUGGAAGUGGGAACUGGUGUCUCUUCUCCAGCAGUCCUCCUGCUGGCUAAAGAGAGGCAAGAUGCAGCGUGGGCCAGGCAGUUGUGUGGCUUGGAUCUGAACCUUCUGCUGUAGUCUUCUGUUACCCUGCUGUUUCUGCCUAGUGUAAUCUUCAUGGAAAACAUUUGGAUCAUAUACCCUGAGGGUUGCCAGGCAGGAGCCAGGCAGCAUCCAGACUGUCAGUGUAAAGCAUCUUCCAUUAAAAGAAGCUGUUUUGGCUGUGGGUCAGAACAUUUUGGCAUGCAGCAGGUCUUUUCCUGGAUUUACCCAGGAAAUGUUUGCUGUUUGGGUACAGCAGCCCUUUCCUCUUAACAGCAGCUUCAGUAAUGCUGGACUGGUUUGUAGCCCCGAAACAGCCUGGAUAAUAUGUCAGUCUCGUGUCAUACUGAGCUGCAAAUCUACAAUGGGAAGGUUCCCGUGGGCCUUCCUGUAUCGUGCCUGCCUCUGCCGACUUGGAAGCCCUUUAUCCUCAAGACAUGGAUUGUAGUAAUAGCGGGAUCGAGUAGUGCAUAAACACCAAUACAUGAAUGAGCUAAACUUUGUGAGGAAGAACGGUAUGGAGGAAGAGGGAAUUGAAGCCCAAAUAAGGAUCCUGCUCAUUUUCUGGAGUUGAGUUUGAAAUAUUUGUGGCCUGAUUUUUUUUUUUUUGUUUUCCCCUCCCCCAUGAUCUUCAGAAGAGGUAAUGCAUUUCAUACCUGCAGAUCGCUCGCCGUUGUAAGCUCCUCGCUGUCUUUAGACCUGGCCAGAUGUCACCUGUAACAGGCAUUUGGGAGAUGAAGAUGUGGUGAUCAGCAGAGUAAAAAGUAAUUUUUUUGUUAAACUGCUUAAGGGAAUAAGAGCCAGCUUUUUCCAGAUGAUAAUCAGCAGCCUUGGGCACCAAUCCCCCCUCUCUUCAAUGGUCCCUUGCUCCCAUCAGUUUUCCAUCAUUCACAGUGCAAGAGUCGGGCACGUGCAGACAUCACCUCGUUUCUGGCACAGCUUUGACUUGUUCCCUGACUGUCAUCCACGCUGUGUGCAAACUGAGGUGGAUUUCUGUGGAAAAGACAAUGUCUGGCUGUGAGUUAAAGUGGGCGUUGUCAGGGGGUGUCAGAGAAUUGUGACCAUCCGUCCAGGCCACUGAAGGGGAACAACGUCAGAAGUGUUUGUCGGUAGCAAAGGUUUGUUCUGCACUCUCUGAACCCAGUACCUUGGUGGUUGUAGACCAUUUCAUCCCAUCUUUCACUAGCAUGUUUAUUCACAGCCUCCUCCCUCAUCCAUUCUUCUAUUCCUUUUAAUUCCUUCCUCAUCUCUCAGGUGCCAGCAAGCACUGGCAGUAGAUGGGAGACUCUUCUGAUCUUUGUUUUGGUGUGACAUUGCUCCCCCAAGUUGCCAGAAGCAACUGGGGUUGAAUUCCCUCAUUCUGUGCAAAUACUGCAAGUCUGCUCUGGUUGGCAAGUGAGAGCUUGUGGAACUGAGAGUGCACGUGGGACAAAUGGGAUCUUGACUGAAGGACACAGCCAACUGCCAGGAAGCAUCUGCUGGGCUGGUGCAAGCUGAGGUGACCAGAAACUGAUGAACAUUUGUUACCCCUGUGGAUUUUCCUGGGGGUAGUCAGAGAUAACAGACAGCCCUUGGGCAACUGUGCAGAGAAGAAUGUCACAAGGAAAAAAGGCACCAGAAGAAGCAAAGUUUGCUUUGUUUAAAUGACUGAACAAUUCUACUUGUUGCAGCCUACCACCAAAAAAAACCCCAAAUCAUUGAGGCAGACCUCCAUUGUAGAAUGAUCUGCGCAGCUCGUGGUUCAUAGAACACUGGGAUACCCUUUUCAUCCGCAGCCGGCAACCCUCUUGUUCAGCAAAGUGGACAGCCGCUAAUCCUUACACAGAACCCGGCCUCGGGUCUGGGCACAAUGGUCACUCAGCCGGUAUUGCGACCUGUACAGAUCAUGCAGAAUGCCAAUCAUGUCACGAAUUCUCCGGUGACCAGCCAGCCCAUCUUCAUAACGACCCAGGGAUUUCCUGUGAGGAAUGUGCGGCCUGUACAAAACACAAUGAACCAAGUUGGAAUUGUUCUGAAUGUACAGCAAGGUCAAACAGUUAGACCCAUCACCCUCGUCCCAGCCCCAGGUACCCAGUUUGUUAAACCAACAGUUGGAGUUCCUCAGGUGUUCUCGCAAAUGGCCCAGGUGAGACCAGGUACAACCAUGCCGGUCCGACCCACCACCAACACUUUCACCACGGUCAUUCCGGCCACGCUUACCAUCAGGAGCACUGUACCACAGUCCCAGGCACAACAGCAAAGUAAGUCCACUCCCAGCACCUCCACAACUCCUACUGCAACGCAGCCAACACCACUUGGACAGUUAACUGUGCAGCAGCCAGGGCAGUCCAGUCAAGCUACUAACCCCAAAUUAGUGAGCAUUGCGAGCUUUGUGACUGUAAAGAGACCCGGAGUGACUGGUGAGAACAGCAAUGAGGUUGCUAAGCUAGUGAAUACCCUGAACACCGUUCCUUCGUUAGGACAGAGCCCUGGCCCACUGGUGGUUUCCAACAGCAGCCCCGUGCAUGGUUCCCAGAGGUCGAGUGUUUCAGAGUCGUCGUCAUCGUCGUCGUCAUUAAAAGUCAGUUCAUCUCCUAUUCCCACGUUUGAUCUGCAAGAUGGCGGCAGGAAGGUCUGCCCAAGAUGUGAUGCUCAGUUCCGAGUCACUGAAGCUUUAAGGGGACAUAUGUGUUACUGCUGCCCUGAAAUGGUUGAAUUCCUCAAGAAAAGAAAAUCUCUAGAAUCUGAACCAAAUAUUCAAUCUGCAAAGCCUCCAUCUCCAGAAAAAACUACAGCUGUUGCUUCACCACCCUCUUCUACUCCUAUCCCUGCACUGUCCCCACCUGCUAAAGCUCCAGAGCCAAGUGAAAACGUAGUUGACUCAUCCCAAAGCAAGCUCAUUAUGUUAGUAGAUGAUUUCUACUACGGCAGAGACGGUGGCAAAGUGAGCCAGCUACUGAACUUCCCCAAGGUUCCAACUUCCUUCAGGUGUCCACACUGCACCAAGAGGCUAAAGAACAACAUACGGUUUAUGAAUCACAUGAAGCACCACGUUGAACUGGAUCAGCAGAACGGAGAGGUAGAUGUCCACACCAUCUGCCAGCACUGCUACAGACAGUUCUCCACUCCCUUUCAGCUACAGUGUCACUUGGAGAAUGUCCACAGUCCCUACGAGUCAACAACAAAGUGCAAGAUUUGCGAAUGGGCGUUCGAGAGCGAGCCAAUGUUCCUACAGCACAUGAAGGACACCCACAAGCCUGGGGAGAUGCCCUAUGUUUGUCAGGUCUGUCAGUAUCGUUCAUCGCUCUACUCUGAAGUGGACAGCCAUUUCCGCAUGAUCCACGAAGACACGCGGCACCUGCUCUGUCCUUACUGUCUCAAAGUCUUUAAGAAUGGCAACGCUUUCCAACAGCACUUCAUGAGGCAUCAGAAGAAGAGUGUUUACCACUGCAACAAGUGUAGACUCCAGUUCCUGUUUGCCAAGGAUAAAAUUGAACACAAGCUGCAGCACCACAAAACUUUCCGAAAGCCCAAGCAAUUAGAAGGAUUGAAACCUGGAACCAAGGUUACAAUCAGGGCAUCUAGAGGACAGCCACGGACAGUGCCAAUAUCUUCAAAUGACAUGCCGCAGGGCACUGGACAGGAAACCACUCCGCUGUCAUCUUCUACCGAUCCCCAGCCCAUCUUCCUGUACCCGCCUGUCCAGAGGAACGUCCAGAAGAGAGCGGUCAAAAAAAUGAGCGUCCUGGGGAGGCAGACUUGUCUGGAGUGCAGCUUCGAAAUCCCCGACUUCCCAAACCACUUUCCCACCUAUGUGCACUGUUCGCUAUGUCGCUACAGCACUUGCUGCUCCAGAGCUUACGCCAACCACAUGAUCAACAACCACGUUCCUCGGAAGAGUCCAAAAUACUUGGCUUUGUUUAAAAACUAUACUGCCUGUGGUGUAAAGCUGUCCUGUUCCUCUUGCCUCUUUGUAACCUCUGAGGGUGAUGCAAUGGCCAAACAUCUGGUCUUCAACCCAUCGCAUGAGUUCAGUAACAUUAUUUUCCGAGGGCCUACUUGGAUAUCACAUUCCAGGCACAUUCAGCCCCAGGACAAAAGCAUGAAGAACACGUGCCCUACCUAUUCCCCAAGUAAAGCUGCUACUGUGAAAACAAAGUCUGUGUUGCCUGCGAAAGAUGACCUGGAGCCUGAGCUGGCCCCGGCAGCCUACAGCAGACCUCUGGCCUGCCAGGAGGAAGAGUGCUUAAACAUCGACGCUCAAGACGACGAGCAGCCGACGAAGGAGCCUGAGCCUGCAAGCAAAAAGGAGCAGCUGUCGGUCAAAAAGCUGCGCGUUGUACUGUUUGCGUUGUGCUGCAACACCGAACAGGCUGCCGAGCACUUCCGGAAUCCUCAGAGGCGGAUCAAGCGCUGGCUGCGAAGGUUUCAGGCUUUCCAAGAAGAGAACUUGGCGUCCCUGUCAGAGGGCAAGUACCUCAGCUUGGAGGCUGAAGAGAAACUGGCGGAAUGGGUCCUCACGCAGAGGGAGCAGCAGCUGCCCGUGAACGAGGAGACCCUCUUCCAGAAAGCCACCAAGAUUGGCCGGUCCCUCGAAGGUGGCUUCAAGAUCUCCUACGAGUGGGCGGUGAGGUUCAUGCUGCGGCACAACCUCAGCACGCACACCCGAAGGGCAGUGGCUCACCCCCUCCCCAAAGACGUAGAGGACAACGCCAGUUGCUUCAUUGAGUUUGUGCAGCGGCAAAUCCACACUCAAGACCUGCCCCUCUCCAUGAUCGCGGCCAUCGACGAAAUCUCGCUCUUCCUCGACGUGGAGGUGCUGAGCAGCGAUGACAGGAAGGAGAACGCUUUGCAGACGGUGGGAACCGGGGAGCCCUGGUGCGACAUUGUCCUCACGAUCCUCGCCGACGGCAGCGUUCUCCCAACGCUGGUCUUCUACAGGGGUCACGUACAGCAGCCCGCCAACGUGCCGGAAUCUAUCAUGUUGGAAGCGAAGGAGAAUGGAUACAGCGACGACGAAGUCAUGGAGCUGUGGUCGUCCAGAGUGUGGCAGAAGCACACAGAGUGUCAGAACAGCAAGGGCAUGCUCGUGCUGGAUUGUCACCGAACGCACCUAUCGGAAGAAGUACUUUCCUUGCUGAGUGCGUCCAGCACUCUGCCGGCUGUUGUCCCUGCUGGCUGCAGCUCCAAAAUCCAACCUCUAGAUGUUUGUAUAAAACGGACUGUGAAAAAUUUCUUGCAUAAAAAGUGGAAAGAGCAAGCCAAGGAAAUGGCGGACUCCACAUGCGACUCGGACAUUCUUCUCCAGCUGGUUUUAUGCUGGCUGGCAGAGGUCCUGGAGGUCAUCAGUGACUCUCCUGAACUCGUGCAGCAGUCCUUCCUGGUGGCCAGCGUGCUGCCCGGCCCCGACGGCACGGCCAACUCGCCCACGCGCAACGCCGACAUGCAGGAGGAGCUGAUCGCCUCUCUGGAGGAGCAGCUGAAGCUGAACGAGGAGCAGCAGGAGGCGGCGGCGGCGGCUGAGGCCCAGGAUCGGACCCAGGCCGAGGAAUCUGCAGACCCAGAAAUCCUCCAUCAGCUCUUCGAGGGGGAGAGCGAGACUGAAUCGUUUUACGGCUUUGAAGACGCUGAUUUGGAUCUGAUGGAAAUCUGAGCACUGGUCUGCGAAUCGCGAUCCGGAAAGGGUUGUUCUUUGAAUAAAUGUUGGCUGAGACCA
Messenger RNA from Egretta garzetta (little egret), 6315 nucleotides. RefSeq names its product pogo transposable element derived with ZNF domain (gene POGZ). Gene Ontology annotation, biological process: regulation of DNA-templated transcription. Gene Ontology annotation, molecular function: DNA-binding transcription factor activity, RNA polymerase II-specific; RNA polymerase II cis-regulatory region sequence-specific DNA binding. The transcript is spliced from 19 exons. The coding region runs from base 2470 to 6252 and encodes 1260 amino acids. The record is from RefSeq and is a predicted model, not a curated record. NCBI's taxonomy places the organism in Eukaryota, Metazoa, Chordata, Aves, Pelecaniformes, Ardeidae.